Molecule: messenger RNA, 855 nt
Organism: Sipha flava (yellow sugarcane aphid)
Lineage: Eukaryota; Metazoa; Arthropoda; Insecta; Hemiptera; Aphididae
Exons: 4
Coding region: 180-629 (149 amino acids)
Source: RefSeq, a predicted model, not a curated record
AUUAUUAUUCACCCAAAGCUUAUAAUUUUUGGCGUUCAAUAUUAAGUUUACCACACCCAAGAUCUAUUAGUAGUUGGAUAUCAUCAAUAAAUGCUGAACCCGGUUUUUUUCAGGAAGUUUUCAAUUACCUGAAAAAUUUACCUCCACAGUACCGUGAUUGCAAUUUAAUAUUUGAUGCAAUGGCUAUUCGUAAAAAAAUAAUAUAUGAUCAUAAUAAUGAUAGAUUUGUAGGAUACUGUGAUUUUGGGGGAAUACAAGUGGAGUGUCAAGAAACUCCAGCUACCGAAGCUUUAGUAUUUAUGUUGGUUUGUUUAAACGGCAAAUGGAAGUGGCCUAUAGGUUAUUUUUUACAAGCCAAAAGUACUGCUUCUAUACAAGCAGGGCUUGUCACAACUGCUAUUACCAUGGCUCAUUCUAUUGGAUUACGGAUAUGGUCUGUUACCUGUGAUGGCACUUCCACCAAUUAUUCUACCAUGUCAUUAUUAGGAUGCAAAAUAAGUAGUUGUUAUUCAGAGAUUGUAGAAUAUUUUUUAAUUCCAGAGAUAGAUCAGAAGAUUCGUUACGUUCCUGAUUCAUGCCAUAAACUUAAAAUUAGCUCGAAAUGCUUUGGGCACUUACAAAAAGUUUAAACAUAACGAUAAUGUGAUUGAUUGGUCAUUCUUGCAGAAUUUACAUAUGGUCCAGGAAAAUAUUGGUUUGACCUUGGCGAAUAAAUUAACAACCACUCAUCUUGAUUGGAAGAGAAAUGUUAUGAAAGUAAAAGUUGCAGCACAAACUUUUAGUUCAUCAGUGGCAGAUGCUUUUGAAUUUUUUAGGCAGUUAAAUUUACCAGACUUUAAAAACUGUAAGUUUCAA